AUGUCUACCUUUGGACCUACGACGGAAGCUGACCUCAACCCGCAUCAGAUGUACUCCAACCUCGUUCAACAAUGCUUCGAUAACUGCGUCAACGGCUUCGAGAGCAAAUCCCUCACUUCGCGCGAAGAGGGUUGCAUCAUGCGAUGCGUCGAUAAGCACAUGAAGGGCUCGCAGAGGCUAGGCGACAGAUUCCAGGAGCAGAAUGCGGCCAUGGCACAGUCGGGAAGCGCCAUCGGACGGUAA
Molecule: messenger RNA, 243 nt
Organism: Periconia digitata
Lineage: Eukaryota; Fungi; Ascomycota; Dothideomycetes; Pleosporales; Periconiaceae
Source: the annotation of a GenBank genome assembly